Messenger RNA from Colletotrichum destructivum, 3010 nucleotides. RefSeq lists its product as uncharacterized. The transcript has a single exon. The record is from RefSeq and is a predicted model, not a curated record. Bases 706 to 2907 code for a protein of 733 amino acids. NCBI's taxonomy places the organism in Eukaryota, Fungi, Ascomycota, Sordariomycetes, Glomerellales, Glomerellaceae. Gene Ontology annotation, cellular component: plasma membrane. Gene Ontology annotation, biological process: cellular response to pH.
CCCCGAACUGCUAUCCAAAACACUUUCGAGACGGUCUCCGACUCCACCACGAGCAGCAAGAGCCUGAUCUGGCCAGCACGAGUCCGACAAAGCGCAAAGAACACAGCGCGCCACCUCCCCGUCCACGUCGACUCAUCAGGCCCCCGAAAUAGCGCCCGGUCUCUUUUCUUCCCCCGGCCUCCCUUUUUUCGCUCUUCCUCCCCCCAAACACUUCCGUCCUCCCAACAAUCUCUCGGCGCCCAGCCUGCGAUCCCUCCCACAAUCCCCCCACACGCAAGCCUUCUUGGAACCUAUUCUCCUUUACGGUCGCUGACGACUUCUAACUUGACCCGGUUUAUUAACACUUCAACUGUGACCUGCUGUCACUAUUCUACUUAUUCUUGGAAGCCUUUGAACAACCGAUGCUUCGUCCACCGAACUACGCGUCAGUUCUCUAACAAUUUUGUGCGCGAAAUUGGAAGCCGCCCGGACUCGUGUUCCUCAACUACCGCUGCAGCCAUCCGUCCGACCGAGCCCCCGAAUCCACGUCCCUCGACGACAACAACCCGACGCCGCCGCCAAUCGCCACUGCGAAACCACCGACGACUGCAACGUCUCUUCGAUGGCGAGUGUUCGCGAAUAGGAGGAAGCCUCUUCUGAUCCUCACCUGCGGCUGGCCGCUCUGUUCCUCAUCGACAAGCAGCUCGACGAGUAGGCACCGCGACCAUGGGGAACGUAAAUCCUCUCCCCGAUCUGGGGGCUGCGGGAGCCGCCGCCGCCAAGUUUGUUACCGCCGCACCCAUCAUUAUCGCAAAUAAUGGUGUAAACUACGAAGAAACCGCGACCGGAGGCGCGGUGCAAUACAAAGACUUCCGCGAUCCCUUUUUCUCUCAAUCCAUUUUCCCCGUCUGCUACGCACUCGCCGCGACGACUGUGACGGCAUAUAUGCUUGUUAUUAUGCUUUUCAUCACUCCUCGAUCCUUUCUCGACGGCGGAAUUGUAUAUCUGGGUCGACGCGGGUUUACCGGUGGCGGAACGUCAAACGGAAUUAGCAUCGGAGGACGACCGUGGCUGCAGAAAGUGGCCGCCGUUACCGUUGCAAUCUCACUCACGAUAGCCAGCGCCGACACCUUCAAGGUGGCGGAGCAGCAGUAUCAAUGGGCAAUUCAGGACGCCCAAAAGAUGCAAUCGGAGGUCAUGGACGGCACGGAACUGAAGGUCAUUCGCCUGAUUUCUGACACGUUUUUGUGGCUGGCGCAAGCCCAAACUCUCAUCCGACUCUUCCCACGCCAACGGGAAAAGGUUAUUAUCAAGUGGACUGCAUUCGCGCUGAUCACGCUGAACCUCAUCUUCAGCGCUCUCAACAGCUUUCAGUUCCCCACCAGCGGGAGCAACGGCAACGCCCGUCCCCGGAGCUUCGUCAAUGCCAUCCCCGCUCUCAGCUAUCUAUUUCAACUCUCCCUCGGCCUCUUGUACGCCGCCUGGGUCAUUUACUACUCCCUCAUGAAGAAGCGAUACGCGUUCUACCAUCCGUUGAUGAAGAACAUGGUUUUGGUUUCCACCCUCUCCCUCUUCGCCAUCCUCGUCCCAGUUGUCUUCUUCGUCCUGGACAUGGCCAAGCCGGAAUUCACGGGAUGGGGAGACUACGUUCGUUGGGUUGGUGCCGCGGCCGCCAGCGUGGUGGUUUGGGAAUGGGUGGAGAGAAUCGAAGCUUUGGAGAGGGAAGAGAAGAAGGACGGUAUUCUUGGCCGCGAAAUAUUUGACGGCGACGAAAUGCUGGAAGUAUCUGCCUCGGAGUUUCCUUGGCUUAGAAGAAGGAAGAAUCGGCAUGGCGGCCGGGACGACGGUGGCCAAGAUGGCCCCCAAGGUGGUGGAGCCGUCGCUCAAGGUUCUCCUUCUGGUGGCAGAGGCAACCUUUGGCCCGGCAUGACACAAAUCGCCUCCAGGUACCGUGUCAACCACGCUCAGGCCAAUGCCGAACCGCACAACGCCCAGAAUGGCCAAAGAUCUAUGGGCGGUCUGUUACGCCCGCCAGUGUGGCCUUCACGGCCCGCCCCCGCGGUAACUCCCGUGAGCCGAACCGACACAGCAAGCGCAGCGAGCACUGUGUAUGCCGUCAGAUACCAAAUGCCGUCGGAAGCAACCUCGCGGACGCCAGAGGUGGCGCCCCAGGAUGCCCACCCGCCUCAACGCAACCCAGCAGCUGCCAUUUCGAGGAGCGAUUCGGCAUUCUCAAGGAGCAAGUCAGUCGCUAGCGACGACGAGCCCGCGAUGGCGGCUCCCAUCCCGAGACCAGCGACUCACAAGGCGGUUGAAAUGGACACGGAAGCCCAGGAAGACAUGGCCGCGAAGGGCAGGAAUGGAUGGAGAUCGCUCAUCGCCAACCCGCUCUUCCGGCGAACCGCUCGGGAUCCACCCGCCGAAGUGAUGGCUCAUGCCGAGUCCAAGUCGGAAGCCCGUGGCGGUCACGAUGAUGCUGGAAGAUGGGAUCUCCGGGCCCGGUUGGAAGACUUCGCAGCGACACAAGCCGAGAAGAUCAGAGAGAAGAUGCGCCCCACUCCCGAGACGGACAGUCUACCAGUCACCGUCAUCCCCGCGCCACCGAGGCAAGGGGCAGCAUUGGCUCAACUGCUGGAAGAGGAGAGAGGCCAAGAGACCCUGGAGCGUGCGGCAUUCACCAGAACUACUAGCGACGCGUCUGCCCUCUCUCCCCAGCCUGCCGGUGCACUCGGCCGGACAGCGAGUAACUUCUCCCAUCUUUCACGCGGCGCGAGUCAACCUCCAGAAGCGGCAACGCUGCAAUUGAGCAGGCCGCCGCUCUGGCCCGGUGUACGACCUCAACAGCAGGAGUACGAGGCCCAGUCACCCAGCGCGCCUUCCCAUGGCCGGCGGUUGGGAGAUGACUCGGGCCCGCCGACUACUCCCUGAACGGGUUUGUGCAGCCGAAACGACGUUUCUGUGUCGAAUUUUUUUUUCGACGAAAAAACGAAGCGUGGCGCUGUGGGCCCAAUUUCUUCCUCUACGACUUCUA